UUUGAACCGUUAUGAACGGUAUGCCCGUGGAUGUUUAAAGGAUAUCUUAUAUAUCUGACACAAUUGUUUAUUAAUGGAUGUAUACAUGCUCGGUCCAAUUAUACGAGAGGUGACAACGGAAAAAUCAAUUUUAUUAUUUGAUAUUCAUUGUACACGCAUUAAAAAUAAAUAAAGAGAAUUAAAAUAAACAUUGUUAUGUGUUGUUCAGUUAUUGUAAGUCUGUGAAUUACAAUGCAUGGAACCAUGGUUAUAUUAGUAAACAUUAUUGGUAACUCCUUAUAGGAUUAAUGCUUAAUUAUUUAGUGGAAAAGUAUAAAUCAUGGAUUAUGAUUAUAUUUGCCUUCAAAGAGAAAGGGAUGUUCAUAAUAAAUGUUACGGUGGAAAAUUGUGGUGCAUCAAGGAUAUAUGUGGCAUAAUAUGUGCUGUUUUAACAUGGCUGUUAAUAAUUUAUGCAGAAUUUGUAGUAAUGGCAGUUAUCCUUAUUCCUACGAUAAACACUGUAUACUCUAGUUUAAAUACUGCAAUAUUCCAAUCUUUAACUUUUUUAGCAUUUGCUUCUCACUUAAGGACAAUGUUUACUGAUCCAGGUGCAGUACCAAAAGGUAAUGCUACAAAAGAAAUGAUAGAACAAAUGGGAUUUAGGGAUGGAGACUUAAUUUUUAAAUGUCCAAAGUGUUGUUCUAUUAAGCCAGAUAGAGCACAUCACUGUUCAGUUUGCCAAAGAUGCAUUAGAAAAAUGGACCACCAUUGUCCAUGGGUUAACAAUUGUGUCGGGGAAAAUAAUCAAAAGUAUUUUGUACUCUUUACUUUCUAUAUAGCAGGAAUGUCCUUACAAUCCUUAUUUUUAUGUAUACAACAAUUUACUACGUGCGUAAGACAAGAAUGGAAGGAAUGUUCUACGUUUAGUCCACCCGCGACAGUGGUGCUCCUACUUUUUUUGGCUUUCGAAGCACUUCUAUUUGCCAUUUUUACUGCUGUAAUGUUGGGAACCCAAUUGCAGGCAAUUUGGAACGACGAAACUGGCAUUGAGCAACUAAAAAAGGAGGAAGCCAGGUGGGUUCGUAACAGCAAAUGGAAAUCGAUUCAAGCAGUAUUUGGAAGGUUUUCAGUUGCUUGGUUUUCACCAUUCACUUCACCCCCAAAGGGGAAAACAAAGCUAGAUUCUUAUUUAUAUUCCGUGUAAUAUGUUAGGUUAUGUAACUGCGUCCCAGGGAUAUUUAAUAUAUGUAAAUAUAAACUACAUAAUUAUGACGUAUCAUAAAGUCAUGUACAACUCAAUAGAAUAUUUGUAAUUUUAUACAGUUUUCUAAUAUUUUCACUUCAUUGCGACCACUUUCGAAAAGUACUUAAAACGGCGAGUAGCAUUUAAUAUAUAUUUUAAUUACGAAAAUUGUAAACUUGCAAGCAUAUGCAAAGUAUGCAUCUCUCGAGAAGCUUGUAUUUAGACAUUGAUAUAAUUGUGUAUUAUGGUAGUGACAUGACUAAUUUAAAGAAGAAAAAAAAAAGAUGUUUUAUCCGUGAUACUAAAAUGUUAGUGUACUAAUAUAACCGAUUAUCGUGAAAGUUAGCAUAUAAAUGUACGCAAUUGUAUUAUACGUGGCAAUGAAUAUAUGUAAUAUUAAUUUUGAAAUCGAGAUUUCCGUGCACUCUAGAUAUUUAUAUGGCACAUUGUGAUACGUAGCAUAUUGUAUUUGUUAACGAUCUAGUUUACUCUUAACGAUCAAAAAGAAAUUAUUUUUCGGAACCGAUUGCAACCAUUUUACUAAUUAACGACGUCUCGACUAGACAAUAAAUAUAAACUAUCUGGCGACUUGUGGCAGCUGCAAGCUUUUUGUACGUCUUCUUUUCCGAGAGGCAUAUCACCAUUUAAUUUUAUUUUCUUAUUUUUCAAUUUUUGUAUUUAUAUGGAGAUACCUGAUUUUUUGUAUAAAUAAAUUGUUGUACAGUUUUUUACAUGUACCGAUGGUAUUAUCUUUGCACA
Molecule: messenger RNA, 1981 nt
Organism: Colletes gigas
Lineage: Eukaryota; Metazoa; Arthropoda; Insecta; Hymenoptera; Colletidae
Product: palmitoyltransferase ZDHHC3
Exons: 7
Coding region: 320-1183 (287 amino acids)
Biological process (GO): peptidyl-L-cysteine S-palmitoylation; protein targeting to membrane
Cellular component (GO): Golgi apparatus; endoplasmic reticulum
Molecular function (GO): protein-cysteine S-palmitoyltransferase activity
Source: RefSeq, a predicted model, not a curated record